Scaptodrosophila lebanonensis is the source of this 1411-nucleotide messenger RNA. It is a transcript of the gene Idgf1, whose product is annotated as chitinase-like protein Idgf1. Lineage: Eukaryota; Metazoa; Arthropoda; Insecta; Diptera; Drosophilidae. Bases 27 to 1349 code for a protein of 440 amino acids. The transcript is spliced from 2 exons. Gene Ontology annotation, cellular component: extracellular region. The record is from RefSeq and is a predicted model, not a curated record. Gene Ontology annotation, biological process: chitin catabolic process; carbohydrate metabolic process. Gene Ontology annotation, molecular function: chitin binding.
UUGUCCUCUCCUCCACUACCUCUCUAAUGAAGCUAUCUGUGCUUGGGGUGCUCUUGGCACUAAGCCUGACGACUCGGCUAACGGAGGCUGCGACCUCCAAUCUCGUCUGCUACUAUGACUCGGCUUCGUUUUUGCGGACCGGUCUGGCCAAAUUGCGGACAGAAGAUCUGGAAUUGGCGCUACGAUUCUGCACACAUCUGGUAUAUGGGUAUGCGGGUCUGAAGGCGAGCACCAUGGAAGUUUUUAGCCUGAACGUGGAUCUGGAUAUGUUCCAUUACAACAACAUAACCAUGCUGCGCACCAAGUAUCCGCAUCUGAAGAUACUGCUCAGCGUUGGAGGCGAUCGGGAUGUGGAUGAGGCGCAUCCGCUUAAGUAUCUGGAACUGCUGGAGGCCAAUACCACGAUACAGCAGAACUUUAUAGACAGCAGCAUGGUUCUGCUGCGUCGCAAUGGCUUCGAUGGCCUCGAUCUGGCCUUCCAGCUGCCACGCAAUAAGCCCCGCAAGGUGCACGGCACCAUUGGCAGCUAUUGGAAGAAGUUCAAGAAGCUGUUCACAGGCGAUUUCAUAGUCGAUCCGCAGGCCGAACAGCACAAGGAGCAGUACGCGAGCUUGGUGCAGAACAUAAAACGUGCCUAUUGGAGUGCCAACCUGAUUAUGACCAUGACUGUCCUGCCGAACGUCAAUUCAACGUGGUACUUCGAUGUGCCUAAGCUGCACCAACAUUUCGAGUUCAUUAACGUGGCCGCCUUCGACUUCCUCACGCCCAUCCGCAAUCCCGAGGAAGCGGACUUUACGGCUCCCAUUUUCUUCCUGGACGAGCAGAACCGUUUGCCGCACUACAACGUCGAGUUUCAACUCAACUAUUGGCUACAGAACCAAUGUCCGCCCCACAAGCUGUAUUUGGGCAUAGCCAGCUACGGCCGCUCCUGGAUGCUGACCUCGAACUCGGGCUUGAGCGGCUUGCCUGUCGUGCCCGCUACCUAUGGACCUGGCGAGCCUGGUCUUCAAACACGCACGGACGGGCUGCUCAGCUGGCCGGAGAUCUGCUCGAAACUGACCCGGAAUGCCACAGCUGUCUAUCGCGGACCCAACGCACCGCUGCGUAAGGUCACAGACCUGACCCAGAAGUAUGGCAACUAUGCGCUGAGACCCGCCGACGAGGUGGGUCAGCACGGGCUGUGGGUGAGCUUCGAUGAUCCCGACUUUGCCGGCAUAAAGGCAGCCUAUGCCAAGUCCAAGGGUCUGGGUGGCGUCGCGCUCUUCGACUUGGGCUACGAUGAUUUCCGUGGGCUCUGCACGGGCCAGAAGUUCCCCAUUGUGCGCUCCAUAAAAUACUUUUUAGCUUAGUUCUAGUUGUAGUAACUCUGUUUGUUAUUACACGUAAUUGUAGAAUUGUUUUAGAAUGUUAA